This is a messenger RNA of Pelobates fuscus (common spadefoot toad), 1357 nucleotides long. RefSeq names its product mediator complex subunit 29 (gene MED29). Gene Ontology annotation, biological process: regulation of transcription by RNA polymerase II. The transcript has 4 exons. The record is from RefSeq and is a predicted model, not a curated record. Bases 47 to 595 code for a protein of 182 amino acids. Gene Ontology annotation, molecular function: transcription coregulator activity; transcription factor binding. Gene Ontology annotation, cellular component: mediator complex. NCBI's taxonomy places the organism in Eukaryota, Metazoa, Chordata, Amphibia, Anura, Pelobatidae.
UCCCCAUAGCGAGGCUGCCAUGUAGCAGGCCCCGCCCAGGUCAAUAAUGGCGGCCCCCAUGAGCCAGCAGUUACAGUCUCAGCUCCCGGCGGGCGGCCUGUCUCAGGGAGCUCCCCCGGCCCCGGGAGGAGGGCAGCUCGGCCUCCCACAGCAACAGCAGGACUUCGACCCCGUCCAGAGAUACCGCCUGCUCAUCCCACAGCUAAAGGAGAGCCUGCAGAACUUGAUGAAAGUUGCAGCCCAAAAUCUUGCACAGAAUACAAACAUCGAUAACGGACAGAAGAGCGCGGAUGGUCCUGUGCAGAGAUUUGAUAAGAGCUUAGAGGAGUUCUACGCACUGUGUGAUCAGUUAGAGCUUUGUCUGCGCCUUGCCUAUGAAUGCCUGUCACAGAGCUACGACAGCGCCAAGCACUCGCCCACCCUGGUGCCCACUGCUACCAAGCCUGAUGCUGUUCAGACAGAAAGCUUGCCCUAUACCCACUACCUAAGUAUGAUCAAAUCGCAGAUCGCUUGUGCGAAGGACAUUCACAAUGCCCUGCUGGAGUGCUCCAAAAAGAUCAUGGGCAAGAGUCCUGUCACUCAGGGUGCCCCUUAAGGCUGAAGGUGUGUUAUGCCACACCUGGCACUUUGAGGGCACCUUGUCAUACUACGCUAGUCCUAUCAUGGCCGAGUACAGAAAGCAUGGAAAGGACUGCGAUACUCUGGACAUUCCUGGCAUUUCCUGCAGGAAGGCUAUUUUGAUUGCUAUGAUCAGGAGGUGACUUUCCAUUCAAAACCCGCAUCCUUUAUUUGGAGGCUCUGGGUUCCAUAUUGAUGUCUUGUGGCUUGACUAAUCCCUACUUCUGUGUGUGAGAGCAAUGACGGCUAACUGUAGAUUAGACCUGAGUGCAGUAUCGGUGUGCUGGCUGUACUGAUAGACUCCUCGUUAUCUGUUAACCAGGCCUCGCAGUGUGCUGCCGAUGUGUGGCCUGGGAACGCACUGCGCAUAAAACUAUGGCUGCAAUGGGAAGCCAGCAAUUAUCACUUGUCAAACUAUUGGAGGGUAUUUUUGUUCUAAUAAACGGCCUCCGCCAAUGUUGAUGUGAAUUCUGCGUGCUAGUCAGAGCAGCCAUUUUGUUGUGCGCAUAUUACUGGUAAACUCACUAAUUUCACAAAUACAUUUUCCAGGCAAUGCAAUACGGACUACUAAAGGUGAGCUUCUUUCUCCGAUUCUCUCUGCUGUAUUGUUAGCAAACGAAUGCUCCCACUAACCUUGUCCUCCUGAUGUACAGGGCCACUCUAAGCACCAUAACAACUGCAGCCCCCUGUGUUUAUUAAAGCUAGUUAUUCAGCUCAUGGUGUCAAUGUGAGGUAAAAG